Nylanderia fulva is the source of this 2699-nucleotide messenger RNA. RefSeq lists its product as uncharacterized. The record is from RefSeq and is a predicted model, not a curated record. NCBI's taxonomy places the organism in Eukaryota, Metazoa, Arthropoda, Insecta, Hymenoptera, Formicidae.
UACCCGACCAAUCCUGUCCUCUGUUUUCAUGCCGACCGCCGAACCUGUCGGCGAUCCGACACCCGCGGUACCGGUACCCCGAGUCCAGAUUUAAGCUUCUUCUUUGCCGGGCAGGAUCUCCGAAGAUUCCUCUCGUCCGCAGUCGCGCGUGUCAGUGAAUCCGUCCGGCUUACGCGCGAGAUCAUCCUGAGAUCAUCCGAGAUCUUAUUGGGAUCGUUCACCGUCGAACGCCCCGUUUUGAUCUUCCGAACGUAAUUUUGGAGAAGACGCGUCAUGGCUGUGAGAGCUACGAUCUUGGUGCUGAUGAUCACGCUGGCGGUCGUCGCGUCCGCCGGAUUGCUCGAGACCCUGCUCUCGUGGGAUCUGCCGGAGGUCGAGGCGAGAUCUACCACGUCACAAUCCAAGUGCCUCUGUCAGACUUCCGGUUGUCUCUGCUGUGUCGACCUGAAUCUGACAGCCGCGAUCGAUAUAGGUGGCCCGGUUUGCAUCAAUCUCAGGCAGAAGGAGCAGAAUGUGUCCUUGAACCUGUCUUAUCGCGAUAAUCCCGUUCACAAUGCGACGAUAAGGAUCGCGAAUGCGGCCAAUAAACCGACGUGCAUGAACCUCCUGUUAGACGUGGCGCAAAUCUGCGCGAGAUUCACGUCGGUGAAGCAAUCCGAAAUCGGUGGCUACGAUGGUUGCGUAGCAAUCGAGCCGGUUUUAUUGGACAGGGCACUAGCCACUUAUCACAUGGGAUGCUUCAACUUCCAUCAGGGUGUCCGGCAGGUGGAAAUGCCCGCCAUCACGGAGACGACGGAACCCGUCGCCGACACGACGGACGACGAAGACGACAGCUUGAACACGGACGAGUUGAUCGCCGCGGUGUCCGCCAGCGCUGAACAGGGUAUCGCGAUGUUCACCCAAUGGCUGGGUCUCAAUCUCAAUCCGAAGCUGAAUCUGACAGGCAAGGAACCUGGGCCGCAACCUCAAUAUCCGGAUCAUCAGCAGCGAACCCUCGAUUCCUCGAGAUCGGCCCGUAAUAUGGCGGACGACCAAAUUCGAAAAAGCGACGAGCAGUUCAAGCAGCUGCUGAGCGCCCAGGACAACAUUCUGAAGGGCUCGGCGACCAUCGGCCAGUCCAACGGCAUGGAGACCACCUUCGUCUACUCAAAGCCGACCGAUUUGAUGCUCGAGAGAAACGCGACCGAGGAGACCAAGAGGAAACUCGAAGCGGAAGUCGCCGCGCCGCAGCAUCGGGUUGUGGUACCCAAGGACUCGAGGAGAGGAGGACGGGCGUACAACAUUCAUCAACACGUCAAUGAGAUCUGACGACUCGACGACACCUUUAGAGCUUUAGGAUGCCGCACGUAGACUACUUGUACGUAUGCACGCGUAGCUGGGCUGAUGGAGGGAAGAGGAUCGCUUCGUUCGGCUGUUGCUGGUCGAAGAGUCUACAAUUGGUUACCGGUAAUUAAAUCUGCACGAUUGCACGAUCGUGAUAAUAUAUAUAUUGUCAAUCCAUGCAAAGAUAGAUAGAAUUCUGGGAAUCUACGCAAUAAUUGAACUGAUAAAAGCGGAAAUAUAAAUAUCUUGAAAGUAGAGCAAUUAAUAUCGUUAUCGUGAUCGAUAAAAGCAAAGAAAUAAAAUUUUUUUCAUUAUCAGACCAUACGAUAAGAAACCAAUAAAGAAUUAUUAUUGAUUGUUUCUUGAAGACUUCCAGCUACUUAUGUAUAUAAUACCUGAGAAAAUAAUUCACAAGCUUUAUAUUAUAAAAUGCUUCUACAGUUCUCUUUUACUUUGAUAAGAGAAUCCUUUUGGCGCCUAUUUUAGAGCAAAAUUUUAGACAAAAAUAUUUUAAAAAAUAAGUGGAAAGUGCGAUUUCCCUUAUUGUUCGCGAUAUUAUUCCAUUCUGUGGUAUACUGAACAAUAACGGUUAAUGUUUCUCUACUUAAUUAUCAGUUAAUACAUCGACGAGUGUUACUGGGAUUCAUCGCAGAUGGAUUUUGAUUUCGUGAAAGCUGUAUUUACUCGCCCAGCCCCGUUAGUAUGAUCUCUCGUGUUUGUGAUCACGUGUUUGCUCCCGAUUUCACUUGAAAAUCGUUGCUGUUCUCGGGACGAUACUAAUCUUCUCGCGAUAAUUGCUCAUAAAUUCUUGAUUACACGUACGUUCGAUCCGCUAUACGGUUUUAGCGAAAAAAAACAGCUAAUCAGAAUCGCGUUAACUCGCGAUUCGUUUAUCUUCAAAAUAGAAAAGAGGAAUUAAAAUCACGCACGACGACACACGUGGAAUUUCGAUAAAUAGAUGUCGUUCAAUAAACAUAAGCAACCAGCGUUUUUCAUUCUGUGUAUAUUUAUUUAAUUUUUUUGUGCGCAUAUACCAAGCAUAAAAAAUGCAAGACACACAAACGAGAUACAGAGGUUUCACUAAAAAAAAAAAAAAAAAAAAAUUAAUUACAUGCCAACGCAAUCGUUGCAUCAUCAUUUAAUCUUCCGUUAUUUCGCGCGCGGCGAAUUAUCGCUACUAAUUUCUCCGAAUUAAUACCACAAAUUAAAAUAUACAGAACGAGAUAAGAAGCUAAUGUGAUUCCUCUACUUGCUACGAAAUUGCAUGUACUUUUCAUGCGCGAAUUCUUUCUCAACGCGAUGCUAGAGUAAAAUUAUAUACUUGUGCACAUUAUUUAUGUAGCUUAAAAGUUGAAUAAAAGUUGUUUGACGAGGGA